AUGCCUAAUUUUUAAGAAAUUAUUGACAAAUAUAAUUCAGAUCCUAAAUAUGAUUACAUUAAAGACACAAUUUAGUUCUUAAUGAGCACACUUAGCAUUUACAAGGAUUCUAAGUAGUUAUUUAUUACAUUCAAUGGUGGAAAAGAUGCAACAGUAGUUUUAUAUUUAACAUAUACUGCAAUUUAUAAGCUUAAUAAAUAAGAUGAAAAUUAAAAGGAAUAUUUCCCUCAAAAAUCUUUAAAAUCAAUUUAUUUUGAAGAACCAAAUCCCUUUAAGGAAGCUGUUGAAUUUAAAGAAAAUGUAAGGAAAGAACUUGACUUAGAAGAAAUAGUUGUUGAAAGAGAUUUCAAAAAAUCUUUAUGGAAAAUUGUAACAGAGUAAUCUCUUUAAGCUGUCAUCAUGGGAUAAAGAAGAGUUGAUCCUUACUGCGAAAAGUUAGAAAAAGUUUCUCCAUCAGAUACUGAUAAAGGUUAUCCUCCAUUUUAUAGAAUUAAUCCUAUUAUUGAUUGGUCUUAUGAGUAAGUUUGGGAGUUUUUACUUGAUUUUAAAAUACCAUAUUGUUCUCUAUAUGAAAGAGGAUUCACCUAUCUUGGUAAUGCUGACAAUACUCAUUAGAACUCGCACACUGUUUAACAAGAUGGAACAAUAAUACCUGCUUGGAAAAUUAGCGGAUCUUAUGAGUAAGAUAGUAGAGCUGUAAAACCUGAAGAUUCAAAAUAGCAUUUAGAAUAAUUAGGUGUUAUUUUUGCACCUUAAGAUAAAAUAGAAAACUUAAAAUAUCACUUAAAAAAUAAAAAGUAUUUAAAUAUGGUAACAUUUAAUACAGAUAAUGAUGUCUUAGAUUUAGAUAAAUGCUUUCUCUAGGUAUAAAGCUUCCUCUAAAGUCAUUAUUUAAAAACAGAUAUUUUAAUUUGCACAAAUUACGAAAAAGCAGAAUAAAUUAAAGAAAAAGCCAACACAUUUAACUUAUAAAUAAAUGAAACCUAUUUUAUUUGA
Tetrahymena thermophila SB210 is the source of this 996-nucleotide messenger RNA. Its product is annotated as phosphoadenosine phosphosulfate reductase family protein. The record is from RefSeq and is a predicted model, not a curated record. Gene Ontology annotation, molecular function: FMN adenylyltransferase activity. NCBI's taxonomy places the organism in Eukaryota, Ciliophora, Oligohymenophorea, Hymenostomatida, Tetrahymenidae. Gene Ontology annotation, biological process: FAD biosynthetic process. The transcript has 5 exons.